This is a messenger RNA of Triticum turgidum subsp. durum (durum wheat), 1401 nucleotides long. NCBI's taxonomy places the organism in Eukaryota, Viridiplantae, Streptophyta, Magnoliopsida, Poales, Poaceae. The record is from the annotation of a GenBank genome assembly.
AUGCCCAAGCUCGAUGAAGACUGGAACAUUGAUUGGUUUCCCAAAUUGCAAGACCUGAAGAUACAAAAUUGUCCAGAAUUGAUGUUAGUGGCUCACAUCCCCUGGACUGAAACUCUAUGUCGUGUCAAUAUAAAUGAUGUAAAGCUACUAGUGAUGCUUGGGUACAAUUCAGAAUCAUCCUAUUUGUCUAUUACUGGGAAGGAUGAUCUACAGAGCUUAGAUCAGGUGAUAUCAUUCAGUAAACUGACAGGGCUCGAGGAGCUAACUCUCAAAAAGUGCCCACCUCUGGAGUCGAAGCACCUUCUGAUGCUAACCUCACUGAAGACAUUGGUUGCAGAGGGUUUGAAUGGUGUGGUUGGGCUAGGAGGUGAGGGUGAUGUGGAAUGGCAGCAUCCUGUUGAGCAUCUUGUUGUCCAGGAAUCACGCAGUGCUAGUGGGAAGGACUUGACAGAGCUCCUCUCCCACCUCCCAAGGCUCUCCCAAUUGAGGAUCAUAAAGUGUGAAAUAACACAACUGGCAGUGGGGGUGGAUCUGCAACACACAACGUCAGUAACAACAUCAGAGGUGGAGCAGGAGAAAGAAGACGAUGGGCUGCUGCUCUUCCCAGCCCAUCUCUCUGACUCACUACGGCAGUUGGUUAUCGAGGAAUGCCCAGAGCUGGUCCUGGUGGACACCCCUUCAACUUCUGUUCCUGCCCGAGGUGGAGGUGGGCUCCAAGCCCUGCGAUCCCUCCAGAGGUUACAAAUUCGGUUCAGCCCCAAGUCAUCUCCUUCCUUGCAAGUCCUUGAGAUUUCCGGUGCGGAAGGCAUGGAGACGCUGGAGCAGCUCUCAAACCUCACCUCUCUCAUCCAGUUAGAAUUGUGGUAUUGCGGAGAGGAUCUAAGAUGCAAGGGCCUGGGGCCUCUCCUUACCGCUGGGGGACAACUCAGAGAAUUGACCGUCCUUGGCAGUGCUAGAUUCUUUGCUGGAUGGGAUCACAAUCCCAGGCGGGUGCUGCAGGAUGAAGGAGGAGAAGAGCAGGAGCUGCAACAACUUGUUUCCACCCCGAGUUCAUCCAAACUGCAUAAGCUUUGGACAGAUGACCCUGUGGGACUCCUUGCUGCGCCCAUCCACAGUUUCCUGUCCCUCACCCACAUGUGCCUUCGAGGGGACGAAAAGACUGAGCGCUUCACCAAGGGGCAAGAGGAUACCCUUCACCUCCUUGCCUCCCUACAGCAACUCAUGUUUGAUGCAUUCGGCAAGCUUCAGCAACUCCCUGAAGGGCUGCACAAGCUUACCAACCUCAAUAAGUUAGUGGUCUGGUCAUGUCCGGUCGUCCGGUCACUACCCAAGGAUGGCCUCCCCAAAUCACUUCAAGAAUUGGAUGUCAGCUACUGCGGCAACGAAGAGCUAAAACAAUAG